AUGCCAAGCUGAGGUUCGCAGCUGUUGGGUUUGGCCUGGGUCCCGGGCCCCAGGCUCUGGCACCGUAGCUCCUUCCACCUCGAGGCAGGGGUUCUGGUCCUUGGUUCCUGGUCACCACGGACACCUGCUCAGUGCCUCGCAUCCUCUCCCCCCAGAACGGCCUGCAGAGCGGCCGGCGGUUCCUGCGAGAGGCCAGAGGAGGAAGGAAUGGACGCUGGGCUCCUGGACGCGGGGUUCCAGGUGAGUGCCCCGCCGCCCUCACGCUCGGGCCUCCAACCGGAGGGACCCCCUCCCCUGACCACCCGGCUCGGCCUUGUCCGGCUUCCCCGGUGAGGAAGGUCCCGUGUGACGUUCCAGGAGCCGGUGGCCUUUGAGGACGUGGCCGUGGACUUCACGCGGGAGGAGUGGGGGCGGCUGACGCCCGCCCAGAGGGCCCUGCACCGCGAGGUGAUGCUGGAGACCUGGGGGCUCCUGGUCGCUGUGGACUUGGACGCUGGGUUGACAACGGAACUGUCAGCUGCAAAGCAAGACGCCUCUGAGGAACUAUCCCGCCUUGCCCUGGUAGAAGGGUUCCCGGGGGACGGUCUGGGGAGGGAUCAGGGUGAAGACGAAGAUGCCGGGGGGCUCCGGGAACACAGCCGUGAGAGCCUGGAUGGCCGUGGGGUGCGGGCGGCCUGCACACCUGUGAGGACAUCUGUUCAGCGGCACCAGCCCGGGGAUGGGUUUGGGGAAAACGUAACUCUGAGCCCUGAGCUCCCAAGUCAAGCUGUGACUCCUGGAAGACCAGACUCUCACAGGUGUGGGUCCCAGGGAAAACGUGAGAACCCGGAGUUAAAGGUGCAACAGAAAAGCGAUGCAGCAGAGAGACCCUCUAGAGGUCAGAAACGUGGCAGGGCCUUUCGUCACAGCUCCACACUCACCCACCCCCGCCCCACGCAGGCCGGGGAGAGACCGCAUGACAGCCACCAACGCGGAGAAGGCUUCCAGAGCGCUCCGCGUCCCAAACGCCAGGGCGUCCCUCCUGGCGAGCGGCCCUGUGAGCGCAGGCGGUGUGAAAGGACCUGCAACCACACGGCCCCACUGAUCCAGCCUCAGAGAAGGCACACCGGCGAGAAGCCCUACGCACGCACCCAGCGUGGGAAGGCUUUCAGCCAGAGCCCACCCCUGAGUCAGCAGCGGAGGAUCCACAGAGGGGAGAAGCCCUACAGGUGCAAGGAGUGUGGGAAAAGCUUCACCCUCAGCUCCUCACUCAGAAAGCACAAGUGGACACACACGGAAGAGAAGCCCUACGAGUGCAGUCAGUGUGGCAAGGCCUUCCGGCAGAGCACACACCUCCGUCAACAUCAGAAGAUCCACACCGGGGAGAAGCCCUAUAAGUGUGACGGGUGUGGCAGGGCCUUCAGACACAGCUCAUCCCUAACCAAACACCAGCUAAUCCACACCGGGGAGAAGCCCUAUAAGUGUGACGGGUGUGGCAGGGCCUUCAGACACAGCUCAUCCCUAACCAAACACCAGCUAAUCCACACCGGGGAGAAGCCCUAUGAGUGUAAUACAUGUGGCAGAGCCUUUAGCCAGCUCGCUCCACUCAUUCAGCAUCAGAGGAUCCACACGGGGGGGAAGCCCUAUGAGUGUGACGGGUGUGGCAGGGCCUUCACCCACAACUCAUCCCUAACCAAACACCAGCUAAUCCACACCGGGGAGAAGCCCUAUGAGUGCAGUGACUGUGGCAGGGCCUUCACCCACAGCUCAUCCCUAAACCAGCACCAGCUAAUCCACACUGGAGAGAAGCCCUAUGAGUGUGACGGGUGUGGCAGGGCCUUCAGACACAGCUCAUCCCUAACCAAACACCAGCUAAUCCACACCGGGGAGAAGCCCUAUGAGUGUGACGGGUGUGGCAGGGCCUUCAGACACAGCUCAUCCCUAACCCAGCACCAGCGAAUCCACACUGGGGAGAAGCCCUAUGAGUGCAGUGACUGUGGCAGGGCCUUCACCCACAGCUCAUCUCUAACCCAGCACCAGCUAAUCCACACCGGGGAGAAGCCCUAUGAGUGUAAUGCAUGUGGCAGAGCCUUUAGCCAGCUCGCUCCACUCAUUCAGCAUCAGAGGAUCCACACGGGGGGGAAGCCCUAUGAGUGUCAUGAGUGUGGCAGAGCCUUCAGUCAGAGCUCCCUCCUCACAGAACACCAGAGGACCCACACCAAAGAAAAACCCUACACGUGCAACGAGUGUGGGAAGUCCUUCAGUCGCAGCUCAUCCCUCAGCCAGCACGCGAGGACACACACCGGGGAGAAGCCAUAUGAAUGCCCAGAUUGUGGGAAAUCCUUCAGGCAGAGCUCCCACCUCACUCGGCACCGGAGAAUCCACACGGGAGAAAAGCCAUACGAGUGCAAGGACUGUGGGAAGUCCUACACAGACAGCUCCUCCCUGACCAGGCACCAGAGAACUCAUACUGGGUCGAGGCACCUACAGGAACUGGGCCAUAGGAAGCCUUAAGCCAUUGUUCAUCCCUUCCUGGACUUGAGCCCGUUUCGUCUCAGGAGCAAUGGGACAUACACAGGCCUUCACACACGGGUCACUCCUCAGGUCAUCCUAACAGCAGGGAAAUGUGGAGGUGACCGAUGCGGAGGACCUGCGGCCAUGAGUACCCACUAACAUUACAGAAGAGAGAAGUGGGAAAAUGUCGUGAGUUUGGACGUGACUUAGGUCCACACGUUCACAAGGUUCCAACUGGUGAAAACCCAACAAGUGCCUUUCAUACGUAAGAACCAAGGGCAGUGAGACCUGGUCACUAAUUCACAUUCUAUUCCUUGGGUUGGGGAGUGUUUAUGAGUGGUGUCAACUGACGGAUAUAAACACACGCAAGUGCGUACUCGGCUGUCUCACCACAACGUUUUCUGGUCUGUGUAUAAAUCACUUACCUGGUCCAAGAACACAGCUGAUGUUUGAGUCUCCCCUGAAAUGUUUGUCCCAAGUGGGAACCACCAGGCUCUGACUGCUAGUGAUGACGUUACCAAUUCUCCUUGACUUCCCUAAUUGCAUCUGUGCACCGUGUCUUGCCCCUUCAGAACAAACCUAGGGUGCUUUGCCCCACCUUUACAAGACAAAAUGAUACCAAUAUUUUAAAAUAAAAUCAGAUUUUAUCUCUCAAAAAAAAAGAUACAUGGCAACCAGUCUCACAGAUUUGAAUCCCAUGUGAAGUAUCAGUGCAUUUUAAACAGAAUUAAAUUAUCUGCAUUAUUUUGCAAUAAAUUAAUCCUUUUCAGUAGGUUUGGAGUGAUUCAAGAAAGCAAUUCUGAAACUAUAUUUUUAAAAUAUAUUUUAUUGAUUUCUUAGAGGAAGAGAG
Messenger RNA from Myotis lucifugus (little brown bat), 3343 nucleotides. RefSeq names its product zinc finger protein 135-like. Gene Ontology annotation, molecular function: RNA polymerase II cis-regulatory region sequence-specific DNA binding; DNA-binding transcription factor activity, RNA polymerase II-specific. The record is from RefSeq and is a predicted model, not a curated record. Lineage: Eukaryota; Metazoa; Chordata; Mammalia; Chiroptera; Vespertilionidae. Gene Ontology annotation, biological process: regulation of DNA-templated transcription. The transcript is spliced from 2 exons. The coding region runs from base 451 to 2493 and encodes 680 amino acids.